AGUACCAGGUAGCUAGCGGGUACACCUGGUGGGCGGGCAAGGGUAUAAAUUAUGGUGUCUUCCUCCUGGCUGCCAUAAUCACGCAAGACACAGAAGGCGGCAGUACAUCAGAAUCCGCUUCAGACUCAACAAUAAACAACAUUUGUAUUCAGUUCUUUAGCUUCAACUUAUCAAGAAAGAUGUCAAACGACUAUGAGGUGGAGCCCGUCACUGACAUCAUCAACUUCGGUGAGGGGCCACACUGGUCCGUGGACGACCAGGCCCUCUACUUCGUCGACAUGUAUGAGCAGCUGGUGCGUCGCUACCACCCGACCACUGACACACACACCAAGUUACACAUAGAGGGCGGGCCCAUCACACUCGUGGUGCCGCACAAGAACGAGAAAAACACCUUCGUCGUAAGCAUCGGUCGUAACCUGGCGGCGGUGACCUGGCCAGACCCCAACCAGGACUUCUCUGUCACCGCCGAUGACUACAAGGUCUUGGCCACCGUCGAGCAGGACCUCCCAGACAACCGCUUCAACGACGGGAAGUGUGACGCCAACGGCAGAAUGUGGGCUGGAACAAUGAGCCAAGAGGAGGACCCUGACCAUCACGGCAGCCUCUACCGCCUCGACGGUGACCGAACCAUCACCAAAAUGGUAGACAAGUUGACCCUCAGCAACGGGAUGGCCUGGACUGAGGACAACACCACCAUGUAUCACAUCGACACCAACGAGUACAAGGUCAACGCUUUCACCUUUGACCUCACUACCGGAACUAUAAGUGACCGUCGUGUGGUGAUCGACUUCCAGGAGGCCGGCCUCGCUCCGGCUAAACCAGACGGCAUGACCAUCGACACGGACGGUAACUUGUGGGUCGCAGGGUUUGGUUCAGGCACGAUUUUCAACAUAGAGCCCAGCAGCGGGAAGGUGUUAAGGAAGGUGGGGGAGCUGCCCUCAAGUGAGACCACCUCCGUUUCUUGGGGCGGACCCGACUUAGACCACCUCUUCAUCACCACUGGGGCAGGUCCUGUCUACAGGGUGACAGGUCUCGGGGUGAAGGGUCGCCCUGGCGCCUCCUGCACAGUGGAACUCCCCGACGUUGCUACCACUCAAUAGUAUCAUGAUGACCUUCCCCCAUCCCCAGCCUCUCUGACACAGGCAUCUAUAGAGGACGUCUUAAGUGCUGUCACCUCCACAUUCUACAUACGAAAUCCUUUGAUGGUUUACUACGACUGUCCAUCUCAGUGCAUCAUUCCCCGUCGACCUCACCAGAGACAUAGUUACCCACACACCACCUGUUUUGGUCUGCUCGAUUACAAGUGAUAUUAUGGCAACUGUGGUAUAAUUUAGGAACAUUUUAAAAGCAUAAGCCACUAACUUAACCUAAACUAACCUAACCUAGCUCUAACUCUAACCUAACCUAACCUAACCAUAAACCUUUAAAAUAGAAUAUAUUUACUGUAUACAUAUUUUCUAUUAAUAAAUCAUAUACGUUCAAUCUAAACCAUA
This is a messenger RNA of Homarus americanus (American lobster), 1493 nucleotides long. RefSeq names its product regucalcin-like. The transcript is spliced from 8 exons. Gene Ontology annotation, molecular function: calcium ion binding; gluconolactonase activity. Lineage: Eukaryota; Metazoa; Arthropoda; Malacostraca; Decapoda; Nephropidae. Gene Ontology annotation, biological process: L-ascorbic acid biosynthetic process. The record is from RefSeq and is a predicted model, not a curated record. The coding region runs from base 180 to 1100 and encodes 306 amino acids.